AUGUCGAACAGUAGUCAACUCGUGAUGGCUGCUCAAACAACAAACACGGGGGUGGUACCAGAAAUAGUCAAAGAGAAAGCUGAUGAUUCCAUCAUCUACCAGGACAACAACAUAAUGAGUGAUCAUAACAACAACAACAACGUGGAUUCAGCUUUCAUUGCUCUGACAGCCGCCGAAACAUGGUUGGAAGGCGGCGGUCAUUUGGUGUUCCUACCAAACAACAACAACAACAACAACAAGCAGGGACACACCAAUAAAGGAGAUCUGUCAAAACACAAGGCAGCCGACGGCAAAGAACAAGGAGGAACGAAAACCACCGUUUCAACUGCCGCAGCUACCGCUACUAGUGCAACGAAUCAUCAAACAGCAUCAUCUCACCAUUCUGCUCGUCCUGGAGCAUACCGUAAUGUAGAAGAAACGUCGGAACGUGCAUCAUCCAACAAGGGAUUAUCCCGCACUCGGGACGACCUGGCGGAGAAGCUGAAUGCCACACGGGGCAAACAACAUUCGCCAAGAUCCAGUGCCACCACUUCCACUAUACUACUACGCUCCGCAAUAAGACAGAACAAUAGUAGUACCAAUGUCAUGGAAUGUCAUGGGCUACGACGAUCCCAAGAGGAGCAGCAAGCCAAACGGGCAAUGUGUAUGACACCACAACUACUAGUAGUAGACCGCAGCAGCAGCACAACAGCAGCAGAAUCUACCAACAACAGCACAUGGUGGUGUGAUGGCAAGGACAAGUUUGCGUGGGUUGCGCAAGAACAGCAGAACUUCUGCAGCAGGGCCUGCUGCGGAUCGUUGUCGCCAUGA
Seminavis robusta is the source of this 810-nucleotide messenger RNA. Lineage: Eukaryota; Bacillariophyta; Bacillariophyceae; Naviculales; Naviculaceae. The record is from the annotation of a GenBank genome assembly.